CCUAUAGGGGUGCGGCACCGGUUUUGAAAGCGAGGCUGUUAGGACGCCUGGUGCAGUAGAGGUGCUGGGCUCGGAGUUCUUUUGCUCUUCCAACGCGGCGAGAGGCCAGCGGGUAGCCAUGCAAUCUCCCAACAACACUCUGGGCUACAGAGCUAGCUUUGCCGAGGAGGCUAAGAUCAUUUCGGAGCAGCUCCAAGGCCAACAGGGAGCAGAUGUAUCCACCAUAGAGGCCGAGGUCCCACCUCCCGAGCUGGCUUCCUCUGAUUCUUUCCUGCUCUCAGCAACUGUCAUGGAGGGCCUGGAGCAGGGGCCCAUUGACGAACCGGCCACGCCCCCUGCUCCAGAGCGGCAGGAGCCUAACCUAGCACUCCCCGGUGCCCAGAACCUUCUGCUUCUCGAGCAGCUGCCAGCUUCGCAGGAGGCGGCCAGUCCCAUCGACCCAGUCAGAUGGCAACUUAACGUGACCAUGGAGCUCUGCAGCCUGUCCCCCGAUGGCAUCCAGGCCGCUAAUCCCAGUCCUGUGACCCCUCAGCCAAGCACUGAGCUCAAUCAAACCUGUGUGCUUAGUGCAGCUAGUCCUCGCCCCGAAACAGUCCAGGCAGAAGGCAGCCAGACCCCAGAUGAUGAAGCCAGUGGAGAAGGGCCCCUGUUGACCACCCAGGAGCUCCCUGACACACCCAUAGAUAAGACUUUCUUAUUUAGCCAGGCUACCUUUGUGACCUCCACUCCACAUGGAGCUUCAGGAGGGUUGAAGCUGCUCAAAGCAGCACCUGCUUUCUCCUUCCCAGACAGCCCCCCGAUUCGGGAAACCCCCAGUUUAGUCAAGGUAGAGCAGCCCGGUUCCAGACGACACGGGGUUCUCCCAGCUGCGGGCAGCCCGCCCAAGGUCACCGCCAAAAGUGGUCCUUUGGGGAAGGUAGUCCAAGACAAGAGAUCCCUGGGUGGGACCUCUUUACCUAUUUCCAGGAGAGGGCAUCAGGCCCUUCCUCUGCCCGGGCAGAAGAGAUGGUCCGCUGUCCCCUACAAAGCCUCUGCCUUGCCCGUCCUGCUCAAGUCCAAAAGGGAACCCUUAGCACUUCCGGGACCUCGGCAGCCAAAAGGCAGGACCAUGGAGACCACCAAGAUGAAAGAAACAGAGCCAGCACCCAAAGCAGCGAACAACCCACCCUCAACCUCCAAGGUAUCUCAGCUCCUGCGCAGCAAAUCAGUACCCCCUCGGUUCUCCUUGCAUCAGAGAGGCCCCACUACUCGAGACCCUAAGAUCAAGGACCCCCAGGUACCUCGGAAUUUGAAGCCCUUGGCUCCCAACCAGAGCACCCGAUCCAGAGCUCCAUCCAGGGCAGAUGAUCAACCCUCCAGGCAGGAAAAGAAGUCCCAGUCUUCUCUAGGGCAGUCAUGCCCUCAGUGCCUUGUACUGCAGAAACAAGUGGAGGAUCUCAAAAGCCAGCUAGCUGCCUUGCAAUGCCUCAGUGGGGAGCUCCAGGGACAUCGAGGCUCGGUUCAGGAUUCACCCACAGCAAACACAGGGGGCACCACCUGAAUGCCAGCCCACCCCCCCCCCUUUUCCCCGACUCCAGGGCCCUCUUAUCCCAAGAAGGGCCCUAUUAUGGAGUUUUUCCAGGUUCUUGUUUCCCUUAACUCCACCCUGACCCUGUUCCCCACCCUAGACCAUUGGCGCUAAUAAGCGCAGGGGUGGGGAAUCUACCAGUUCUGUUUGGAGGGUUGGCUGAGGCCGGGUUUUAUUGAGAGGCCUCAUCACUGUGGAUGAUAGCUCACUGACCUCCAGCCACUCUGCCGAGUGGCUGUUCCCCAUCCUCACUCGGGACCCCACUACCCCACUUUAGGUGGAUUGUCAGGAAGAAAUGCCGGGAGAGAGCCGUGUUCAAAUCUCCCAUCUGAGGGGAUUUUAAAUGAUCACGGCCAGCCAGAGAACUGGAGGGGACUUUCCAGGCCGUCCAGUCUGAUGGGACACACACCACACAGAUACUAAAUUAUCUGUUGGGAUCUCACAGUUGAAAGCUGAGGGCCAAAAGAGAAAUUUGGAAGCCACUGUAAUAAGGCCAGCAAGAAUGAGAAAGGCCUAGAGUAGUGGCAGCUUGAGUGGGGAAAAUGUGGGCAGGUCACAAAAUGCAGCCAGCCAGAAUUUUACUUGUUGGGGGGUGGGGGGUACAUCGUUUAUGGAGUUUGAGAUAUUAGGACUAAGCGAGGACAUAUGACUGAAGCUCCUGGGGAUAGGGCAGCUCCCCAAGAGCUCAAGACUCCCUCUGACUCGUUGGAGGGCCCCCUGAUCUGCGUGAGGGCAGGGGAGUAACCGGUGCUUCUGUCUUGUCAAACGCAGGCAGCUGCAUUGAGGUUUUAGAGAGGUUCAGGCAAGAGAAAAACACCCUUUUAGAAGGUCGAGAAACACUAAUGGGAUGGAUGGUGAUUACUGUGGUUCAAUUUAAAUCUACACCUUCAGAGCAGAAAAAUCUUCUAUAUGAUCCUCUCUGCAUAUGAAAAUGUCCAUGUUACUUAUGUUUUAAGAAUAAAGAA
Molecule: messenger RNA, 2532 nt
Organism: Sarcophilus harrisii (Tasmanian devil)
Lineage: Eukaryota; Metazoa; Chordata; Mammalia; Dasyuromorphia; Dasyuridae
Exons: 7
Coding region: 119-1540 (473 amino acids)
Source: RefSeq, a predicted model, not a curated record